This is a messenger RNA of Gilbertella persicaria, 1240 nucleotides long. Its product is annotated as P-loop containing nucleoside triphosphate hydrolase protein. The record is from RefSeq and is a predicted model, not a curated record. Gene Ontology annotation, molecular function: GTPase activity; GTP binding. The transcript has 2 exons. Bases 31 to 1173 code for a protein of 380 amino acids. Gene Ontology annotation, cellular component: cytoplasm. NCBI's taxonomy places the organism in Eukaryota, Fungi, Mucoromycota, Mucoromycetes, Mucorales, Choanephoraceae.
UUUUUUUAUUUCUUUCACUUAUAAUUUGAGAUGAUGACUAAGGAACCAGAAGACGUUAUUCCAGUUCGUAUUCUUGGUGCAAGAGGAUCAGGAAAGACAACAUUUCUCUAUAAGUCCUAUUUCAAGUAUGGUACAGGUCAACCCGAUACCCAUUUUACAGUGAUACCCACACCCACACACAAUGUUGAAAUGAUACCUUAUCAAUCACGUCUAUUUGAAUUAUGGGAUUUUGCAGGUAACCCAUGUCUUGUGUCAAAUCAACAGACUGAUGUGUUUAUAGAAAUAAGUUCGUGUCUAAACCAUUUGAAUGAACAUACAAGAGUACUUGUGUACAUGGUAGAUGCGAUUGAGAAUCAAAAAGAAGCUGUUGCUUUUAAAUCUCGGGAGAAUAUGAUUUGGCUACUAGAGAACUUUGGACAAGCACUUGAACAUACAAUCAUUAUUACUGUUGUCAACAAACAACCUGAUAUCAACCAUCUACAAGAGAUUGGCAAUGCGUGGGCUCAUGACAAACCCUUGAUGGGAUUAUUGAAAGGACAUGAUUGGAGGAUAUUUGGAUGUGAUGCUUUAACAGGGGAUGGACUAGAUGCUAUCUUUCAAUACAUGCAUCAAACAUUGGCUUAUCACAGUAGACAUGGUUUGAUGUCCAAUUCAGUAUCUCAACAGCCCAGUACAAUCACUCCUUGGGAAUCCCUUUUGAAUCCAUACCAUCUAUCAGACCAAGAAUUUAAAUCGGGAUUCUUUAGUAGUCAGAAAGCAUUCUUGUUUUUUGAUCAUGGCUGUCUUGUACGUAUCAUUUUCUUGACACUGUCUGAACACAAAAUGUCGUCUUUAUUUCAACAAUUGCAUCAUGUGAUUACUCAUAUUGACCAAGAGAAUCGAUCGAUUAUGUACUCAGAAACACAAAUCUUAUUUUGGAUUCAAAUGGUGUCUUUUGCCCUGUUAAAAUCACCUUUAUUAGAGGGAGAAGAGAAUGAUUUCGAGUCAUUUUCAAAGCGAUGUCAAUUAGAACAAGAUUGUUGGAAGCAUUAUUAUACCCAGCGAUUAUUUUAUUCAGAAAAAGCAGCUAAAGUAUUCUUGCCACCUGAUAAAAAGCCUUUGCCAAAUGCAUUCAAACCCUCUUCACUUGCUUUAAAGGGAAGUGGACUUAGGAUUGAUUACCAAGUUUUAUAGACCAAUCAAAAAAAAUUAUUUUUUUUUGCAUAAUAAUAGUAAAAAAAAAAAAAUUUUUUUUUCUUUC